Elephantulus edwardii (Cape elephant shrew) is the source of this 693-nucleotide messenger RNA. It is a transcript of the gene CCDC70, whose product is annotated as coiled-coil domain containing 70. Lineage: Eukaryota; Metazoa; Chordata; Mammalia; Macroscelidea; Macroscelididae. Bases 1 to 693 code for a protein of 230 amino acids. The record is from RefSeq and is a predicted model, not a curated record. The transcript has a single exon.
AUGGCCACCUCAGCAUCCUGGCUGACCAGGAAACUGUUCCCCUCCAAAAUGAGCAAAUGGCUGGGGCUUGCUUGUUUCCGGUCACCCACGGUCUCUCCCAACACUCGCCAGAAGAAAUUAAUCCAGAAACUGCAGGAGGAAAAAGCUUUUCGGGACGAGAUGAAAACUUUCCGUGAAAAAAUCGAGGCGUUUAGGGAAGAGAUGUGGCAUUUCCGAGGCAAGAUCCACACAUUCCGAGGUCAGAUCUUGGGCUUUUGGGAGGAGGAGAGACCUUUCUGGGAAGAGGAGAAAACCUUCUGGAGAGAGGAAAAGACCUUUUGGGAAAUGGAAAAAUCUUUCCGAGAAGAGGAGAAAGCCUUUUGGAAGAAGUACCGCACCUUCUGGAAGGAGGACAAGGCCUUCUGGAAGGAGGACAAUGCCCUGUGGGAGAGAGACCGGAACCUUCUGCAGGAGGACAAGGCCCUGUGGGAAGAAGAAAAGGCCCUGUGGACGGAGGAACGAGCCCUCCUGGAGGAGGAGAAGGCUCUGUGGGAGGACAAGAAAUCCCUCUGGGAAGAAGAGAAUGCCCUUUGGGAGGAGGAGAAAGCCGUCUGGGCAGAAGGUGGUGCCCACAUUGCCGAGUUCCUGGAAGAAAGGCCCUACUAUGUGGACGGAAGGCUGCUAUCACUACCCUUCUCCCGAGGCAGGGCAUGA